This is a messenger RNA of Suncus etruscus (white-toothed pygmy shrew), 1209 nucleotides long. RefSeq names its product ribonucleotide reductase regulatory TP53 inducible subunit M2B (gene RRM2B). The record is from RefSeq and is a predicted model, not a curated record. Lineage: Eukaryota; Metazoa; Chordata; Mammalia; Eulipotyphla; Soricidae. Gene Ontology annotation, molecular function: ribonucleoside-diphosphate reductase activity, thioredoxin disulfide as acceptor. Gene Ontology annotation, cellular component: cytosol. The transcript is spliced from 9 exons. The coding region runs from base 1 to 1071 and encodes 356 amino acids. Gene Ontology annotation, biological process: deoxyribonucleotide biosynthetic process.
AUGAUGGAACUACAGAGUUUUGUUGGUGAAGUGAAGAACCAAUUGGAAGUUCUCAGCAACAGUAGGCUCUCUCCAGACACCAAUGAAAAUGAAGCCAAGGCGAUUGAAGAGCCACUCCUAAGUAAGAGUUCUCGGAGGUUUGUCAUCUUUCCUAUUCAGUAUCCCACUAUUUGGAAAAUGUAUAAACAGGCCCAGGCCUCCUUCUGGACUGCAGAAGAGGUCGACUUAUCAAAGGAUCUCCCUCACUGGAAUAAGCUUAAAUUAGAAGAGAAGCGUUUCAUUUCUCACAUCUUAGCCUUUUUUGCAGCUAGUGAUGGAAUUGUGAAUGAAAACUUGGUGGAGCGCUUUAGCCAGGAAGUACAGGUUCCAGAAGCUCGCUGUUUCUAUGGCUUUCAGAUUCUUAUCGAGAAUGUUCACUCGGAGAUGUAUAGUUUGCUAAUAGACACUUACAUCAGAGAUCCUAAGGAAAGGGAACUUCUAUUUAAUGCAAUUGAAACAAUGCCUUGUGUUAAGAAAAAAGCAGACUGGGCCUUGCAGUGGAUAGCAGAUAGGAAAUCUACUUUCGGGGAAAGGGUAGUAGCCUUUGCUGCUGUAGAAGGAGUUUUCUUCUCGGGAUCCUUUGCUGCGAUAUUUUGGCUAAAGAAAAGAGGUUUAAUGCCUGGACUGACUUUUUCCAAUGAACUCAUCAGCAGAGAUGAAGGGCUUCAUUGUAACUUCGCUUGCCUGAUAUUUCAAUACUUAGUAAACAAACCUUCAGAAGAAAGGGUGAGAGAGAUCAUUUCUAAUGCUGUUAGAAUUGAACAGGAGUUUUUAACAGAAGCUUUGCCUGUUGACCUCAUUGGAAUGAACUGUUUUUUGAUGAAACAGUAUAUUGAGUUUGUAGCAGACAGGUUACUUGUGGAACUUGGAUUCUCAAAGGUCUUUGAGGCCGAAAACCCCUUUGACUUUAUGGAAAACAUUUCAUUGGAAGGAAAAACAAAUUUCUUUGAGAAGCGAGUUUCAGAAUAUCAACGUCUCGCUGUUAUGACAGAAACCACUGAUAAUGUCUUCACCUUGGAUGCAGAUUUUUAAAACCCUCUCUUUUUAAAAAAAUUUUUUUUUAUUUUUGAGCCACACAUGGUAACACUCAGGGGUUACUCUUGGCUCUGCACUUCAGAAAUCGCUUCUGGCAGGCUUGGGGCACCAUAUGGGAUGCCAGGAAUUGAACUC